AUGGCGAAUUUAUCUAAGGACCGGGACGUGGUAGAGAUGAAAAAGGCUGUGGCAACCGGAGCGGUUGGCUCGAACCAUGCUCCUACAUCUGCUGUUGCGCCGAUUGUUUGUUACUGCAUGGCAUCCAUUCUCAUGACAGUCAUGAACAAGUUCGUCGUGUCCGGACGACAGUUCAACAUGAACUUCUUGCUGCUGUGCAUACAGUCCUUUGUAUGCGUGUCGUGCGUCUACAGCUCGAAGAGGCUGGGGAUGAUCUCAUUCCGGGAUUUCGAUUCGAAAGACGCAAAGACAUGGUUUCCCAUCAGCGUCAUGCUGGUGGGUGUCAUCUACACGGGGUCUAAGAGCCUGCAAUUCCUCAGUAUCCCAGUUUACACGAUAUUCAAGAACCUAACCAUCAUCCUGAUCGCUUACGGGGAGGUCAUAUGGUUUGGUGGACGCGUGACUGGGCUCACACUGGGAUCCUUCAUCCUCAUGGUCCUCUCCUCAAUCAUCGCGGCAUGGGCUGAUAUCAGCGAGGCUCUUGUCGUUGGUGACCCUGCUGUAGUGGAAGCGGAAGCACUGGGCACGUUUGCUACCGUGACCGGGGCCGUCACGAAGCUGAACAUCGGCUACUUCUGGAUGUUCCUGAAUUGCGUCACCAGCGCUGCCUAUGUUCUGACGAUGAGAAAGAGGAUCAAGCUAACUGGAUUUUCCGACUGGGAUACGAUGUUCUACAACAACAUGCUCUCGAUACCCGUCUUGGCAGUGGCUUCCAUCAUCGCGGAGGACUGGGGAUUCGAAAACCUGAAUCGUAACUUUCCCCCAGAAACGCGGAACUUGUUGCUCUUCGCGAUCGCCUUCUCCGGUGGUGCUGCCGUCGGUAUCUCGUACACAACCGCAUGGUGUAUCCGGGCAACAAGCAGCACGACAUACAGUAUGGUUGGUGCGCUGAACAAGCUGCCCGUAGCGGCGUCGGGGAUGAUCUUCUUCGGCGACCCUGCCACAUUUGGGUCCGUGACGGCGGUAGCAGUCGGCUUCUUCGCAGGAUUGGUGUAUGCGGUGGCGAAGAACAACCAGAAGAAGGCGGAACAGGCCGCCCAGCAGACGAUCAUCCCACUGGCGAAUCGGACGUCGUGA
This is a messenger RNA of Epithele typhae, 1116 nucleotides long. Its product is annotated as UDP-galactose transporter. Bases 1 to 1116 code for a protein of 371 amino acids. Gene Ontology annotation, cellular component: Golgi apparatus. The record is from RefSeq and is a predicted model, not a curated record. Lineage: Eukaryota; Fungi; Basidiomycota; Agaricomycetes; Polyporales; Epitheliaceae. The transcript has 9 exons. Gene Ontology annotation, molecular function: GDP-mannose transmembrane transporter activity; antiporter activity. Gene Ontology annotation, biological process: transmembrane transport.